Molecule: messenger RNA, 303 nt
Organism: Colletotrichum abscissum
Lineage: Eukaryota; Fungi; Ascomycota; Sordariomycetes; Glomerellales; Glomerellaceae
Exons: 1
Coding region: 1-303 (100 amino acids)
Source: RefSeq, a predicted model, not a curated record
AUGCUGUGUGCGAGCCUGCCCAGCCUGCGUCUGCUGCUCGUCAGCGUCUGGCCCCGACGUCGGUCUACGGUGUCGGAGAGCUUCUUCAGCAAGGACAGUCCGAAACAUAGGUGGACUCGGUCUGUUGACAGACUGAGGCGACACAAGACGCAGAUACGCAGAGACAGCGGCCCCGGGCCGCAGCACACGGGCGACGGCGUGCUUGUGACGACCACGGUGGAGGUCGAUCGGCAGUCCUACGUGGCUCUCGACGUGCCGCCCUUCCCACCGCCUGCCUAUUCUGGGCGUGGCAACAACACAUAG